AUGAGUGAUUCCAAAGAAUUUGCAGUGCCUUCCCUUCCUGCACAAAAGAAACAAAAGGCAGAAGCACCGGUACCAGCACCACCAGCACCACCAGCACAAGAAAACGCUAAGCGAUUACCGCAACCUCCACCUCUCAAAUACGAGAAACCAUCAUGGAGUGCUCAACCAACGUACAAGUAUCGACUAGAAAUACUAAAGAAUGGUGCUAGCUUAGAGACCAUACAAGGGCCUCGUAAAGAAUUUGUUACCAUUGGUAGAUUACCCAUUUGCGAUAUUCCAAUGGAGCAUCCAUCAAUAUCUCGCUACCAGGCCAUCAUACAAUUCAACCACGAUGGUGAUGCAUACAUUUACGACAUGGACAGUGCGCAUGGUACCAAAGUCAACAAAAACCCUAUUCCUGCCAGAGAAUACGUGCAAUUAAAGCCAGGCGAUCAGAUUCGAUUUGGAGAAAGUACGCGAUUGUGUAUUUUCGAUUCAGAGAAACCAUACGACCCUGAAGCAGAAGCAGAAGAGAGGCGCCAGAUUGCUCUCAAGAAACGACUUGCUAAAGCGAGAGGCGAAUUGCAGUCAGAUCAGACAGAAAAUGUGGUAUCAGAAGGCAUUUCAUGGGGCUUUCAAGAGGAUGCUAAAGAGGAAGACGACGAUGAAGAGGAUAAUGGGGCAGAGAACAGCAUACAGGACAUUGAGGCCAGUCUAGAUAAAUCAGGAGAUGCUAGUUUGUUGAGUGUCGAGGCAGAAAAAAUGGCAGUGGAGGAUGCCAAGCGACGAAGAGAGGAUCUCAAGAUCAUGUAUGACGAUGACAGCGAUGAGGAACUGUACGACAAAACAUCCAGAAAGAAGAAGAAGGUCGAGAAAGCAGAUACACACGAGGAUUUAGUGAGAAAGCAAAAGCAAGCCGAAAUAGACAUUGCAAAGCUUACAAAGGAAAUAGCGGACAAGAAGGAAGCGCAAACAAACAAAGACAGCGACGCAGCAGCAGGAGAAGAGGAUUUAGAUGCGUAUAUGAACAAGUUGACAAAGAAGCCUAGCAAUGACAAAUCUCUGUUUGCUUUGCAAAAGGAGUUGAAUCAAUUGAAAAAGGAUAACGACCGUUUAAUCAAAUUGGUCAAAUUGACAAAACCCUCAGAUAUUCUUUAG
Mucor velutinosus is the source of this 1137-nucleotide messenger RNA. RefSeq lists its product as uncharacterized. Gene Ontology annotation, molecular function: protein binding; mRNA binding. The transcript has 4 exons. The record is from RefSeq and is a predicted model, not a curated record. Bases 1 to 1137 code for a protein of 378 amino acids. NCBI's taxonomy places the organism in Eukaryota, Fungi, Mucoromycota, Mucoromycetes, Mucorales, Mucoraceae.